CAUCUGCCAAUCUACAACAUUCAUCCAUAAUCACAAACCAUCUCUCCAUUUUAUCAUUGAAGUAUUCCCAAAGAGAAAACCAGAAAAUCUAGGAUUCAAAUUUCAUUCAUGAAGAUGAAGAACCAGCUACUAGAACAAGUUAUUGGAGUUCCAAUGAAAUCAAUCGUAUAUCGAGUUGAGAGAACCCCGAGACGAUACUUACCUGAUGCUGAAGGGUCUGCAACGUUCAGGACAAGCAAAGGGAAUUUUGUACUUAAAAGAAUGAACAAGCUAGGGAAGAAAGCUGAUAGUUUAGCACAUGGAAUCCGAGAACAUGUGAGACUGGGGCCCAAGAUCAGUGAAACUGUGAAGGGAAAAUUGAGUUUGGGGGCAAGAAUUCUUCAAGUAGGAGGGGUGGAGAAAAUUUUCAAACAAUUAUUUAGUGUGAAAGAAGGAGAGAAGCUGUUGAAGGCUUGCCAAUGCUAUUUAUUCACAACGUCAGGUCCUAUAGCAGGCCUUCUUUUCAUCUCCUCUGCAAAGGUCGCCUUUUGUAGCGAUAGAUCCAUCAAAAUCCCUUCUUCGAAUGGAGAUUUUGUCAGAGUACAUUACAAGGUUUUGAUUCCACUUGAGAAAAUCAAGGGAGUUAAUGAGAGUGAAAACAUGAAGAAACCAUCUCAGAAGUACAUGGAAAUUGUGACAGUUGAUGAUUUUGAUUUCUGGUUUAUGGGUUUCUUGAAUUAUCAGAAAGCUUUCAAGUUUCUGCAACAGGCAGUAGUAUCCCAAAGAGUAGAGGAUGAACAAGUCACUUUCUAGGUGGCUUACAAAAUUAUUUAUUUAUCCUCUGUUUUCAUCAAGUUGUUUAUUGUUGAUGAAACCAGGAAAAAACCAUCAGCCUUAGAAAUGUAAAAAGUUUUUGUUGUUGAUUCAAUAUAUAGGCUCCUUAAUUCUUCAA
Gossypium raimondii (Peruvian cotton) is the source of this 931-nucleotide messenger RNA. Its product is annotated as putative GEM-like protein 8. The record is from RefSeq and is a predicted model, not a curated record. NCBI's taxonomy places the organism in Eukaryota, Viridiplantae, Streptophyta, Magnoliopsida, Malvales, Malvaceae. Bases 109 to 792 code for a protein of 227 amino acids. The transcript is spliced from 4 exons.